UUAUUGUCUUGGUGUGUGUUUUCUUAGUAAUGUGUUUUUCCGGCAACGGCAUUAUUUCGCCGGUGCAAUGUGAAUACUACACCAGAAGCGCUCCCCGCAAACCAAUGACAGAGAAGAUCACUCAUCUCCACUUCUUCCUCCACGACAUUCUCAGCGGCGCCAACCCCGGCGCGGUGGAGGUGGCCCGCCCCGCCAACACCACCCGCGGAGGCGAAGAGGCCAAUCCGACGCCGUUCGGCCACUUCUACGCCAUCAACGAUCCCCUCACGGAAGGCCCCGAGGCCACCUCCAAGGUCGUCGGGAACGCCCAAGGCAUGUACCUCUCUUCCGGCCGCGACACGCUCUCGCUGGUCAUGUACGUCGACUUCGGGUUCACCACCGGCUGGCUUAACGGCAGCUCCAUCAGCGUGUUCUCCCGGAAUCCGAUCACGGAACCGAACCUCCGGGAGCUGGCUGUGGUCGGCGGACGGGGGAAGUUGAGGAUGGCUAGAGGGUUUGCGAAGGUCAGGACGAGUUACCUGAACACGACAAAUGGAGAUGCCAUUCUAGAGUACUUCGUCACUGUCUUUCACUACUGAGAGGAAAUCAAGACAGUUGGAGCCUUUCAGAUGCAUAGCA
Messenger RNA from Malania oleifera, 618 nucleotides. Its product is annotated as dirigent protein 4-like. The coding region runs from base 30 to 578 and encodes 182 amino acids. The record is from RefSeq and is a predicted model, not a curated record. Lineage: Eukaryota; Viridiplantae; Streptophyta; Magnoliopsida; Santalales; Ximeniaceae. The transcript has 2 exons.